This is a messenger RNA of Pterocles gutturalis (yellow-throated sandgrouse), 1175 nucleotides long. Its product is annotated as inactive pancreatic lipase-related protein 1-like. Gene Ontology annotation, molecular function: triacylglycerol lipase activity; protein binding. The transcript has 10 exons. Lineage: Eukaryota; Metazoa; Chordata; Aves; Pterocliformes; Pteroclidae. The annotation marks the transcript as partial. The record is from RefSeq and is a predicted model, not a curated record. Gene Ontology annotation, biological process: lipid metabolic process.
AUGCUCGGAAUUUGGAUACUUGGACUAUUUCUGCUCAGCGCAGCAGAAGGUUCACAAGUUUGCUAUGACCGGAUUGGAUGUUUCUCAGAUGAUAUACCAUGGUCUGGGACUGUGGAAAGACCAAUCCAUAGGUUACCCUGGAGUCCAGAUAAAAUAGACCUUCACUUCCUCCUGUACACAAGACAAAAUCCUUCUGUCUAUCAGGAGAUCUCUGCCGUUGAUGCCGCAACAAUUGGGUACUCAAAUUUUAACACCGGUAGAAUAACCAGAUUUGUCGUACAUGGUUUUAUAGAUAAAGGAGAAGAAAACUGGCUGUCAGACAUGUGCAAGAGGAUGCUUUCUGUGGAAGAUGUGAACUGCAUCUGUGUAGACUGGAAAAAAGGCGCAAGAUGUCCGUACACCCAGGCAUCGAACAACAUCCGUGUUGUGGGUGCUGAAAUAGCUUAUUUUGUAGAUGUUCUCACGCAACAAUACGGAUAUUCUCCAGCCAAGGUUCACAUAAUUGGCCACAGCCUUGGAGCACAUGUGGCAGGCGAGGCUGGCAAGAGGAGGCCGGGGAUUGGAAGAAUAACUGGACUGGACCCUGCUCAACCUUAUUUUGAAGGCACUCCCAUUGAAGUCAGACUGGAUAAAACUGAUGCAGAGUUUGUUGAUGUUAUCCACACAGAUUCAGCUCCCACAGUCCCCUACUUAGGUUUUGGCAUGAUGGCAGCUAUAGGACAUCUUGACUUUUAUCCAAAUGGAGGAAAGGAGAUGCCAGGAUGUGCGAAGAAUGCUCUUUCACAGAUCGUAGAUAUUGAUGGCAUCUGGGAAGGAACUCGGGACUUUGUGGCUUGCAAUCAUUUGCGGAGCUACAAGUAUUACUCUGACAGCAUUAUCUACCCUGAUGGAUUCCUAGGCUAUGCUUGUGCUUCAUAUGAUGGUUUCGAAAGCGGAAACUGUUUCCCAUGCCCAAGAGAGGGAUGCCCGAAUAUGGGUCACUAUGCAGAUAGAUUCAAAGGGAAGAUUAAAAGUGAUUUCACAAAACUUUACCUGAAUACCGGAGAGUCUAAGGACUUUGCUCUUUGGAGGUACAAAGUAACUGUGACACUCUCUGGAACCAGUAGAACUCAAGGAUAUGUGAAUGUUGCUCUGUACGGAAGCGGUGGGAACACAAGGCAGCAUCAGGUCAUCAA